GUCCGCAAGCAGCCUGGCAGCCUGGCAGCCUGACAAAAUAUGUGGAAUACCGAGGUAAUCUCUCAGUCUCGACCCUCCAACCUGCAGCACCAAGCAAGGAGCAUCUCUUCCUGCAGCACCAAGCCUUGCAAGCCCAGAUGCGAAAUGUCUUAUCUUUCCCAUCCUCGCAGCUCCUCGCCUCUUGCCCAGCCCUUGCCCAGACUGCCCAUCGCCAGCCUCAACCUUGCUUGUCGUUUUCUGCCUCGCCCCCUUCUCUCGGUCCUUCUUCUCUUCGAGUCAUAUCCUUGACGGCCAAACAAGUGCACCAUCGCGGGACCGUAGCACAACAUUCUGCCUUGGCACAGCGCCAUCUCCGUGAUCCUGCUGCCCCCUUCGGUCUGGUUGGCCACGCACCUUUGCCCGGCUUGCGUCCUCGAACUGCCCUUCUCGGCGGGAAAGCUUUUUGGUGGCUGCCCAGGAGCUAAGCCAGCUUACCUGCCAACGGCGGACGCCGACAGAUCGAUUUCCUGCCACCCGAACCCUCUCUCCGUCUUAGAGACGUUGGCUAUUCCCCCCCUCCCGGCGGCAAAUGCAGUUCAGGGUUGAGUUCUUCAGUCUUCUUCUCAAGUCGCUUCGCUGAAGCCCCGUCUGCCGUCUGCCCAAGGUUUUUGUUUGUGGUGCUUUUUCUUCCCACUCUUGAGGAACCUUGGCCUGCAUGACCUUGAACGAAAAACAUCUUUGCAACAUAUAACAACAAUGGCGUCGUCCACCGGCGUCGACAUUGCUCAGCCGGCCAAAUACCCGGCCGACGAUGAGAAGGCCGUUGUGGGGAGGGCCCAGUCCGACCGCAGCAGCUCCAUCCGGUCCCUAGGCCACGGCGAUGGCACUGCUCGGAAGCUCAAGUCUCGUCACAUUCAACUCAUUGGUAUUGGUGGUACUAUCGGUACCGCUCUCUAUGUCCAGAUCGGCAAGGGUUUAUUGAACGGCGGGCCUGCAUCUUUGUUCUUGGCCUUUUCGAUAUGGUGCACCUUCAUUCUAUGUGUGACCAUGUGUAUGGCCGAGAUGGUCACAUACCUGCCCAUCUCCAGCCCGUUCAUUCGCUUUGCAGGGCGCUAUGUCGACGAGGCUUUCGGCUUCGCUGCCGGGUGGAACUUCUUCGUGUUCGAAGCCGCCCUGGUGCCCUUCGAGAUCACGGCGUGUAACGUCAUUAUCCACUAUUGGAGUGAUGUUGUACCUGCUGGGGGUAUAAUAGCCAUUGUCAUCGUACUCUAUGGGCUCAUUAACUUGCUCGCCGUGCAAUGGUACGGCGAGAGUGAAUUCUGGGCCGCAUUGGGGAAAGUCCUCUUGAUUAUCGCGUUGAUCAUCUUUACCUUCAUCACGAUGCUCGGCGGCAAUCCGCUCGGCGAGAGGUUUGGCUUCAAGUACUGGCAGAACCCGGGUGCCUUUGCUGAGCUCUACCGUGACGGCGAUCUGGGCAGAUUUCUCGGGUUCCUCCAGUGCCUCAUUCAGGCCUCAUUCACUAUCGCAGGACCAGACUACGUUUCCAUGGCAGCAGGCGAGGCUGAGAACCCAAGGAAGGUCAUGCCCCGCGCAUUCAAUGCGGUUUUCUACCGUCUUACGGCGUUUUUUGUUCUGGGCAGUCUGGCAGUCGGAAUCUUGGUCCCAUACACCGACGAGGAGCUUAAGACGGCCUUUAGUUCCGGCGCCCCGGGCGCUGCGGCUUCUCCGUAUGUGGUCGCGAUGAACAGGCUGAAGAUCACUGUUCUCCCUGACAUUGUAAACGCAAUGGUGCUCACGGCCGCGUUCAGCGCCGGAAACAGCUACGUCUACUGCGCCUCGCGGUCCCUCUACGGCCUGGCCCUCGAGGGCAAGGCGCCCAAGAUCUUCCUCAAGUGCACGCGCAAGGGCGUGCCCAUCUACUCGGUCCUACUGGUCCUGCUCAUCUCCCUGCUGUCCUUCCUCCAGGUUUCCAACAACGCGGCCGUCGUCCUCUCCUGGUUCGUCUCCCUCGUGACGGCCAGCCAGCUCAUCAACUUCAGCGUCAUGUGCUUUACCUAUAUCCGCUUCUUCAAGGCCCUCAAGGUGCAGGGUAUCUCGAGAGACAGCCUGCCGUACAAGGGCCCGCUGCCGCAGCCCUUUGCCGCCUGGUAUGCACUUGUUGGCUGCUUUAUUAUGACGUUUGUUGGGGGCUAUACUGUGUUCUUGCCCGGGUCCUGGGAUGUGCCGACCUUCCUCUUCUCCUACACAAUGAUCGCAGUCUGCCCUCUACUGUUCCUUGCAUGGAAGGUGAUGAAGCGGUCCAAGUUUUAUAAGCCAGAAGAGGUGGACUUGGUGAAGAACCUGGAUGAAAUUGAAGAAUAUGAGGCAAACUACGUGCCUCGACCGGCUAAGUAUGUCCCAGGACCCUCAAAAUCCUGCAUUCAUUCAACGAACUGACAAGCACACAGGAAUGCUUUUGAGAGGUCGUUGGAUUUCCUCUUCGGAUAAUGGCAUCUAGAGAAGGCUGAUUUCCGUGUUGUGCCUGUCCUCAGGGAUGUUACUGAUCAGAUAUAAAUAUCAAGAUCUAGGCCUGCAAGCCGCAGUUGUCCUGCCAAUGCUGCACAGGUCGCUCAUCCACCAGGGAAGAUUUGGACACUGGCAUGAAUCUCAUUCUUCAAAUGUAUUGAGCGGGAUAGAGCAAGAGACGGCAAAGUUGGGCAUGUCUACAACUUCAGUCAUGCGCAAGCUGGCAGCCACACUUGAUAGCAUGUACGCUUCCACUCUCGUCAGGCCCUUGUAUUUCUCAAGCCAGUCAAGAAGGCCUCUUAGUGCCAUCUUAGCCGCCUCCCGGGGGUCGGCGUGGACGCCCAAGGCAGCGUAGGUACCCUUGACAUCAUCCUCGGCGACCUCGCCCACCCUCGGAGGGGUGGUGUAGUGCGGGCAUGAAAGCUCCAUCCAGCCCUCGGUGUGCUUCUUGAUGAUGCUCAGCUUGACAGUCGCCUUCCCCGGCGUCUCUAUGGCCGUCCCACAGACCUCACCGUCGCCCUGGGCAGCGUGGGCGUCCCCGCAGCUAAACAGUGCGCCGGGUACCUGGACCGGGAAGUAGAUGGUCGACCCUUUGCCGAGGUACCGCGUGUCGAUGUUGCCGCCUGAGAGCGUGUAGGGUGGGAUGGUACUAAAUUCGCCGUGCUCGGCGGGCGCGAUGCCCAGGACCCCGAGGAAGGGGCGUACAGGGACCGAGAUGCCUGGCUUGAAGACGGCGCGCGGGGGGCCGUUGGCGCCCGUGUUUCCGGGGAGCAACGACUUGCCGGUCAGGUCCCAGAUCUUGACGUGCUGCUCGGUGAAGUCGUCGGCCAGCAGGCCAAAGCCGUGGAAUAUGGCGGUCCAGCCGUAGUCGGCCGUGACCAGGUCCUGGAUGUCCACCUUGAGCACGUCGCCCGGCUCGGCGCCCUCGAUAUAGACGGGGCCGAACGCCGGGUCCACCAAGGCAAGGUCGAAGUCGGAGAAGCACGUGGCCUCGUUAUCCGGACGGACCUGAUUGUUGCCGCCGUCCUUGAGGUCAAAUGAGAUCUCGGCGCCGGAAGGGACCGUGAGGACUGGUGAGAGGGCGUUGCUCCAUUUUAGGUGUGCCUUGGAUAUGGGGACGUGAAAGGAGUGCGCCAUAGCUCCGAAAAAAGACGACGAGCUUGUGGGCUCUCUUAUUGGGUGUCAGUGUGUUAGUUGUAACCUUGAAAAUAUCCCAAUGUGAGAUACCCAGGUGGGAAGCCGGUGACGAUGAGAUGGGGAGUCGUUUCCAGACGGGGAUGGCACCCCCGCAUCUUGCACCCUGUAUGUAUGCAUCUCUCAAAAUGGAUUAUACGAUGUGACGUCGCG
Messenger RNA from Diaporthe batatas, 3831 nucleotides. RefSeq lists its product as uncharacterized. The transcript is spliced from 9 exons. Lineage: Eukaryota; Fungi; Ascomycota; Sordariomycetes; Diaporthales; Diaporthaceae. Gene Ontology annotation, molecular function: amino acid transmembrane transporter activity. The record is from RefSeq and is a predicted model, not a curated record. Gene Ontology annotation, cellular component: membrane. Gene Ontology annotation, biological process: amino acid transmembrane transport. The coding region runs from base 736 to 2415 and encodes 559 amino acids.